AAUUGUCCUUAUUUUUUUAGUACAGCAUACACUUUUAUUUUGAUUUCAAGUAUCUUACAGUCUUAUGGAUUCAUUUAUCUGUGGUUUUUGUGAACAUAAUGUCAGAAGGCACAUUAGAAAAAAGAUCGUUAAAAUUAUCUUUUUUUUUUCUUUAUUGUUGUUUAUGAUAGGUCGGUAAUAUUGAAAUUAUUUGAUAGACAAUGGGGACAACUUCUAAUUUAGAGAACUUGUGUCGAAUUUGUGCAGGUGAACAAACAAACAACAUUUUUAUUUUUAGUGAAGAAGGGCAAAAACUUUAUUUAGAGGCAAAAAUGAAAAAGUAUUUGACAAUCUCGGUUUCAUCGAAUGAUAAGUUGCCGAAAAUGGUGUGUUUGAACUGUUGUAAAAAACUUGAUAGUAUUCAUCGGUUCGCUUCUAUGGCUGUAAAAAUGCAGGACAAAUUGAAAACUCUCGCAGAACCGCUCACAUCUUCGGAGGAAAUCAAGAAAGAACAUAGCAUUUUACAUUCUAUUCUAAGCAAGGUAGAAAACAAUGGCAAAGUGGACGAAAAUGGUGCAAAACGGAAAAGUAACACAGGUGUCAAAUUACCUUUAGAUGGUGGCAUCACAAGUGCUUUAGAAGAGGGUGUUAAGGAUGGUUCAGUGUCUGAAACUGACUGUACCGACAUUGGUGCCACAAACCUGGUCAAUGAGAGGCCACAGAAGGAACUUUCUGGCUCCAAAAAUGCUAAGAAUGAUUCUGCAUUAUCACCCCAAGAAGAGUUGUCAAGAGAGAAUUCUUCUGGCACCGACACUGAGAGCGAAGUGACGGAGGUUGAAGUGCGUGUGGACCCUAUGUUGUUCCUUUGUACACUGGAUGAUGCCAGCAGCGAUGACGACGAUUCGGCAGAAAUCUCGAGCCGAUCGUCUGGCCUCACGUCACUUGAGGAGAACCAGCUUCAGGAAACGCCACCUCCGUCACAGCUACCCGCUCCGCCUCCUCCCGUGCCACCGUCAGUCGAUAAAGAGACCAAGCCUUACCGCUGUUCCAUUUGUUUGCGUGGUUUCAAUAACGAAAUAGGUCUUCAGAACCACCUCUGGAGCCAUUUGCCUUCUGAACGACGUGUGCUUUCCACAUCUGACAGCAGCAAUCAUCCCCAAAGGCCGAGCCCGGUCUAUUCGUCAAGAGGAGUGCUGCACACUAGUUCGUCUGUUGUGACAACUACCAUGCGUUUUGUGUGCCCGAUAUGUGGAAAAAAGAUUUCAACGAAAGGAAAUCUCAAGGUGCACUUGGAAACACAUCGGCCAAAAGGAAAAUAUGGGUGUGACAUUUGUGGACGAGUAUUCAAGACACAAUCCAACUUAUACCGCCACAAAGAAUAUCAUGGGGGCAUUCAGUUUCCUUGUGCUGUGUGUGGCCGUGUGUACCCCACGAACAGUACACUGCGUGCCCACAGCAUUACCCACAGUGACUUGCGUCCACAUGCCUGCCCGUUGUGUGAUAAGACUUUCAAGCGUAACCAAGACCUCAAGUUCCACAUAAACCAGCACACCGGUGCGAGACCGUACCAGUGUCCUUACUGCCCGAAGGCGUUCGCCAGUUCUGGGAAUUGCUUCUCCCACCGAAAGCGCAUGCAUCCUCUGGAAGUGGAGCGAGACCGGGAGCGAGCCGCGCAGAUCAUGCGAUAACAGCUGCACAAGUGUUGAUCUGGAACUUUUCUUUUCUCCUAGCGCUGAAAACAAGUUGACACUGUAAUUGCAAACGUAGUUGCAUUAGGUGAUACCGGUAUGUUUAAAAUUUGUGUGUAUGUAAAGUUUUUAUAUAUUUAUGUGUUGCGUAAUGAAGUACUGAUACUUUGUCAUACAUUUAACUAUGUUUUUGUGAUGAAUUAUGACGAUUAUUGAUAUUUAUCGAAAAUUUGGUUAUGUUGUGAAUUUUGUUUCGAAUUUGCUUAUGUGUAUUUAAAUAUUUUUUGUUAUGUUUUCUGAAUACUUUGUAGUCUGCAAUAUGUAGUAUAUUAAUUUAAUCUUUAUACAUUAUGUUGUAAUUUAUUAGUAAAGUACAGUGAAAGUUCUUUUAUCCAGCGUUUUGUGUUUCGGCAUAUCCUGCAUCCGACACCGAUCAAGCAGCUCUAGCUCAGAUUUUUUCGGCUGGAUUCUGGCUGUUGAUUUUGUCGCUCAGGUUUCAUUAGUUCGUCCAGAAUUAAUCAUUAUGUUCUGUUUUAAUUUUAGUACAGUGUUUGCUGUUUUCUAGUGGGUUACAUUUCCAUCACACAUUUAAUGGGUACAUUUUUUCCGAAAUGAUUUAUUUUUCUUCGAGAGAGCAGGUUAUUACAACUUUUUUUAAUACCAUUGUACUGUAGACUGUUGUUUCUUUGAUAUUCCCAUUAAAAUUAUAUUGACGUUCUGUAAUCCAGCAAGAUGGCCAACCCGACAUGGCUGUGGUACCUGACGUGCCGGAUCAGAGACCUUUCACUGUAAUGUCAAGUCGUUUGGGAAGUGGCAGUGUGUUGAUCCCUUGAUGAACAUGGGAAACUUGGGGAGGUCAGUUGUGUAUGCAGAUGAGUGGCACUGGAAUUUCCUUAAAAAUGCCAGUAAAUUUAUUAAUUAAAGAUCCAAACACAUGUGUUUCGUACAGUAUUAUACACAGUUUUAUAUACUAUUAACAUUUUAACAGUAUUUAUACAUUUUACAUGUUUAGAAAGCCUCUAAAUAUGUAUUGUAGAGGCAGUGAUAAUGCAGAUCAUAACUUGACUUCUGAUUUUUUAUCUAUGGCUACUAUGCUGAUUGCAUGUUCUUAAAAAAUUAUUUAUUAAUAUUUAUUUGUCAAGGAAUGAUUAUGUUAUUAUUUUUCUAUCAACAUAAAGUACAGCAGAAAUGAUAAUGUAUUGAAGUUUACUGUAAAUUCAUUCUUAAGGGUCAGCUUUAUUAUGCCAGAGACAGGUAUGCUGGAAAUAGUUUACUAUACAGCAAUUUUUACAGUUAUUUUUAUAGUGACAAAUAAAUGUGUUCAAAAACAAAAAAA
This is a messenger RNA of Bacillus rossius redtenbacheri, 3003 nucleotides long. Its product is annotated as zinc finger protein 534-like. Bases 201 to 1667 code for a protein of 488 amino acids. Gene Ontology annotation, molecular function: zinc ion binding; RNA polymerase II cis-regulatory region sequence-specific DNA binding; DNA-binding transcription factor activity, RNA polymerase II-specific. Gene Ontology annotation, cellular component: nucleus. Gene Ontology annotation, biological process: regulation of DNA-templated transcription. The record is from RefSeq and is a predicted model, not a curated record. Lineage: Eukaryota; Metazoa; Arthropoda; Insecta; Phasmatodea; Bacillidae. The transcript is spliced from 9 exons.